Rotaria sordida is the source of this 1035-nucleotide messenger RNA. The record is from the annotation of a GenBank genome assembly. NCBI's taxonomy places the organism in Eukaryota, Metazoa, Rotifera, Eurotatoria, Philodinida, Philodinidae.
AUGGCGCAAUUGAACGUACCACUUCGUAUAAUUGCUCAACCAAAAGCAUCAUAUCGUGAAAGAUAUUCAUGUGAAAUAGGUGAUCGUAAUCGAUCACAACGAUAUAUUCAUGCUGAAAAUAAUUCAAAUCAUUUGAACUAUCCAACAAUAGAAAUACCAAAACAAUGGAAUAGUCCAAGGUUAUAUAUUCGUGUAACUUUAGUCACCGUAUGUAGUGAACAAGUGCCUGUGGCAUACAUACAUCCUUAUCCAAUUGAUACUUCAGAAUUAAAUGUUAUAAAAGACAUAGAAAGAAAUACACUUUAUUUUCCAAUAUUAGAAGAAGAAUUAAAUCAAGAUCGUAAAAGUUUUCGAAUUAUUCGUAAAAAAUUAACUCAACAUGAAUUAAGAAAUUAUGGACAAUUAUGUCCUUUGAAUAAAGAUGAAAAAGAUAUUCUAUGUACAGAUAAUCCACUUGAUGUUCGAAGAAUAAUUGAUAUUUAUCAAUUAGGAAAAUCGCAAUUACUUUUUUCUCUAGCUGAACUAGUACAUGAUGAUCUAUUACCUUCUAUCUAUGAUGAAACAUCUAUAUAUUCUCAUAUAAUGACUGCUAAUACAACAACACAUAUAAAUAAUAAUAAAUCAUUUGUUAGAUGUGUACCGACGAAAGGUCAUUGGAACGGUGGUGAUGAUAUUUUAAUGAUUAUUCCGAAACUUGAUAAGAGAAAAAUAUGUCAAGUAUAUUUUGGAUGUUCGUCAUUAAAUAAAAAACGUCGGAUUCAUUUCGAAUUUGUAGACAUGAAAACAAUUAUAUUCACAACUCCACCAUGUCCUAUACAAUCUACUGGAAAUCAAAGUAUAGAAAUUCCUAUAGUUGUUAGUCAAAGUGAUGAAGAAAUUGCACGUGUUAAUUUUCUCUAUCAAUCAUAUAAUCAAUGUUCGAAUUGUAAUAUUGGUGCUAUGUUCGAUUGUUUCAAAUCAUCAAAUAGUGAUGGACAAUCUUCAUCAUUAGAUUUCUGUUCAGAUGAAAUUGAUAUUUUCUCUGUAUGUUCAUGA